Malassezia sympodialis ATCC 42132 is the source of this 1248-nucleotide messenger RNA. RefSeq lists its product as uncharacterized. NCBI's taxonomy places the organism in Eukaryota, Fungi, Basidiomycota, Malasseziomycetes, Malasseziales, Malasseziaceae. The record is from RefSeq and is a predicted model, not a curated record.
AUGUCGGCUCGGCAGGAGCUGCCGUCGACGCUGCUGCGUCUGUGCGUAAUCUGCGCUACGUCGCUGCAGUCGAUGAGUUCUGGGGCUGUACCCGACCAUGUGGUGGAUGCACAGCUAGCUCAGCAGGAUGGACAGGCCCUCGCCAAGCAAAUUUUCAGUGAUCUAUCGCAACUCAUUCAACAGAUCCGCAAAGAGGUUACCGCGCUCUCGCUCGCCAUGCGUCCGUCGGCUCAAGCGCGGCCGGAUGCUGGACCACUCGAUGGUGUAGAUGACGCUAGUAUCAAGUCGGCAACACAGCUGCUUCAGUCGCUUGCAAGCGAUGUCGUACCGAAGCUAGCAUUCCUAGCCAAUCUCGCCACCAAGCACCAGGCCGUGUACAGUCUAAGCGACGCGGCGGCUCACGAUGCCACUAUUCAGCUGGCCAAGGACAUGGGUGCCCAAGUUAUGUUUGGCGAGAACGCGCGCGGCCCCAAGGUGUUGUCGGCGUCUGUCGGCACCCGAUUCGCGCGUGCGGUGCACAAGCUCGUAACCGAGCUCGUGGAGAACGUGGCAGAACUGUGCCAGAGCUUCAUGGAUGAGCGUACACGCUCUGUUCUGGCCAUGGCACAAAAGAAACGCGAAGGCGCGAACGCUCAGCCUGUGGCUAUGCCGCCGUGUUCGCGUGAGGCAUCGCUCAGCUUGACCAAGAAGCUGUGGAGUCUGUGUGAUGCAGCGCAGGGCGGCAGCACACACACACCUGGCUACAUUGUGCGCCUCCCCCGCAGCAACUUAGAGGCAAUGGCUAUGGUGUGGCGCCAAAACGAGUUGGUCAUGCGCGACGGCCUUGACGAGCUGCAGGAGGCAAUAGAGCACGAGGCCGAAGAGACACCCAUGGAUGCCAGCAGCCAGGAAAGUGACCCUCUUGAGUCAGCCUGGGAUCAAAGCCCGGUCUUGACUUCGGAGCAGAAAGAGACAGCUAGACAGGUCCAUACGCUCCUCCAACAGGGGCUGGCGAUCCUGCCUAUGUUCGGCAAGUCUCUAGACAAGCGAGCUUGUGACGGGGACGCUUGCGCAGACGCAGUCGAAGUUAUGGCCGCCGCACAAGAUGAGGUGAUCGCUUCCGUCUUGUAUGGUGGAGACGAGGCAUCGAUGCCCCUUGCUGAGGCCCUGGAAGAGUACCUCGUGGCGUGCCGGCAGCUGCGCGAUACUGUCAAUGCAAGUGGCGGCCUGGAUGCGCUCGAGCAAACUUUUCAUGCAUUGAAUCUAUAG